Molecule: messenger RNA, 1044 nt
Organism: Tetranychus urticae (two-spotted spider mite)
Lineage: Eukaryota; Metazoa; Arthropoda; Arachnida; Trombidiformes; Tetranychidae
Source: RefSeq, a predicted model, not a curated record
AUGCAUAAGAUAGAUAGUGUUACUUGGAAAUUGGGUCUUUUGAUCUCAUCAACACUGAUCUAUGCAUUGAUUGAGAUGAUUGUUGGAGCAAUCUUUUAUUCAACAACCCUGAUAGCUGAUGGAUAUCACAUGCUUGCUGAUGCAGCCUCACUAAUUGUUGCUCUUAUUGGUUAUAUCUUUGCUUCAAGACCCUGGUCAAAGUCAACGUUUGGUUGGGCGCGGAGUGAGAUUCUUGGCGCUUUAAUCAAUUCUCUUCUUUUGUUUAUUUUAACCGGUGAAAUCAUCGUACAUGCCAUCAAAUCUACCAUUGCACCUGUUAAGAUAGAAGAACCCAAAGUGGUUUUAGGUGUUGGUCUUGGUGGGUUACUCUUCAAUCUUAUUGGUUUCUGUGUUUUAAAUGAUAUCAACCCGGUUAAUAUUGUUAAGAGAUGUUUUUUUAACUUGAAAGAUGUUGAGCAGCAACCUAAGCUGUCCAAAUCAACGGAAAUGAAUCUCAGAGGAGCUGCUUUACAUCUUCUUGGUGAUUUGUCAGUGUCUAUUUUGGUGGUUAUAUCGACAACAGCAAAUUUACUCUUGGACUAUAGAUGGACUAUUUACAUUGACCCAGUGAUGGCUUUUAUUCCCGCUUUCUUUCUAAGCAUUUCAGCAUGGAAAUUACUUCGAGAGUCGGCCAUGAUUUUAUUGGAAGCAGUUCCUUCCCACAUCCAAAUUGAGUCAAUCACAAAGUGCAUCACCAGCAUGUCUAAAGUCCGUUCGGUUCAUGAAUUUCAUCUCUGGAGAUUGUCUGGUGAUGUAACUAUUGCUAGUUUACAUUGCGUGUUUGCCACGCCUGAUGAUUACAUCGGUUCAAUCAGAGACAUUAAACAUAUUCUAUGUCAAAAAGGAGUUCAUUCAGCAACAAUUCAACCUGAAUUUUCAUCAACUCCAUUUAACGUUAAUUACGACAGACCUUCUAAAUUGGAUCUAUACGUGAAAUAUUGUCAAGCAGUUUCUGAAAGCUGUGAUGGUCAAACUUGCUGUCCUGGCUUUGAUAGUCAAAAAUGA